CUCCAUUACUGUAUGUUGGUGAUGACAUAUUAUAUCAUUUGUCCCAAAAACUUGUAAAAAAAAUUAAAGAGAGCUAUACAGAGUCUGAGUCUCCAUGGAAGAAACUAAUUGUGUGAGUUUGAAACUUCUGAUAGAUACAGAAAGCCAAAGAGUGCUUUUUGCAGAAGCGGGCAAGGAAUUCAUCGAUUUCCUCCUUCACAUUCUGGCACUGCCGCUCGGCACUUUCAUUCCGCUUUUUGAAAAGCAAGGAAUGUUGGGCAGCUUCGGAAACAUUUACGAGAGCAUUGACAAUUUACGUUGUAUUGAUGAUUACCUUCAACCAAACGUGGACAAGGAGACUCUCCUGAAAGCCAAAGUAGACAUCUCUGGAGUCCCUCUCCAACUCGAAAUGCCAAACGUUUUAUCAUCUGCGACAUCCAGGAAAUUGUAUAGGUGUCCUAGAGCCUCCUCAGGAUGUGACCUACAAGUGGCUUAUGACUCCACAGCAAUCUGUCCCUUGUGCCAGAAAGUAAUGGUACACGAGCUAUGCUUCGUAGACCCACCGAGCAAAAUGAGAGGGUAUGUGAAAGAAGGGGUUAAAUACAUGGUGAUGGAUGAUCUGGAGGUGAAACCCAUGUCCACCACCUCUACUUUCACUCUGCUUAACAAGUUUAAUGUCAAGGAAAUGGGGGCUCUUGAGGAGAAAGUAAUCGUUUUUGGCAUGGAUGAGGGUGUAAAAUUGCUCAAGGCUUCUCUCCAGUCUAAGAGUGUUCUAACUGAUGUCUUCCUCCCAAUCUUGAAUCAAGAAGUCAAAGUUAGGAUAAAGGCACAGUUAAGAACAAGAAGAAGAAGACAGAUGCAAGCAUUGAAGUGAAGAAUGUUUGAAGAAUUAGCUCAGGCAGAGAGGCAGAGAGGCAGAGCAAUGGAACAGAGUAUUGGAAGAAUAUACAUGAGGCUUGCUAAACGACUGAGAUACCUGAGUGCUAGUAUACGACUUGUAGUUUAGCUUUAAGUUAAUUAGAAGAUGUAAAGAUGGUCACGUGUAAUACUGGAAUUGGUUGGAUUGGUUGUUUAGAGUGGAUCCGUAUAAUGUGGAGUUAGUUAAGAGUUAGAUAUUUUGCUUCCUCGUGUGAGUUCUAGUAUAUAUACAUUGUACAAUUAGUUUUUGAUGAAUCAAUGCAAUUACAGAAAUUCAUUCUUCAA
This is a messenger RNA of Quercus robur (English oak), 1182 nucleotides long. RefSeq lists its product as uncharacterized. The record is from RefSeq and is a predicted model, not a curated record. Bases 95 to 853 code for a protein of 252 amino acids. The transcript is spliced from 2 exons. Lineage: Eukaryota; Viridiplantae; Streptophyta; Magnoliopsida; Fagales; Fagaceae.